Messenger RNA from Fonsecaea nubica, 990 nucleotides. RefSeq lists its product as hypothetical. The transcript has a single exon. Lineage: Eukaryota; Fungi; Ascomycota; Eurotiomycetes; Chaetothyriales; Herpotrichiellaceae. The record is from RefSeq and is a predicted model, not a curated record. Bases 1 to 990 code for a protein of 329 amino acids.
AUGGCAAGGAUACUUGUCACGGAUGCGGAAGGCCUGGUAGGGAAAUACGUGGUGUCGGAACUUGUUUCCAAGCGGCGCGCUCAAGAUACCGCAACCCCAACAUUGCCAGGGUUGGUUGGCAUGAUUGUCCGUGCUGGAUAUCACAGCCAAGAGGCGCUCGAAGCAGCAAUCGCGAGUAAUACCCAUCCGGAAAUGGUGGAGCCGGUGAUGGUCGACUGGAAAGACGAAACCACCUUUCUCGAUGCGCUGACGGGUGUGCACAGCUUGUUUCUGCUGACACCGUUUACGUCAGCAAAGCUUUCUCAGUGCCGCUCGUGGAUCGAUGCAGCAGCCAAGGCCAAGGCCGUGACUCACGAGGCUGAGAAUAAACUGCACGUCGUCUAUGCCGGCGUGCAUUGCAACGACCGAGACGAAGCUGACCGGGUACCACAUGAGACGUGGCAUCUGCAGGCCGAAAAUGCAAUCUCUGAAGCCACGCACGUCUUCGCGUCCUCGACGUUCCUCCGCAUCAACUUUGAUGGCUACAACGGUACGCUACGGCCAGGGGAAAUCGCAUACUUCCUCCCGGCAGACAAGAAGUAUGGGUGGAUUGCCCGCGAAGACAUAGCUGCCGUGGCCGCCGUCUCGCUGCUUGAGCCGUCAAGACACGCGGGUAGGACUUAUCCGCUCGCGACGGAGAAGCUGAGUCUGGUAGACAUGGCAGAUAUCGCAAAAGACAUAUGUGGCUUCGACGUGGGGCCACGUCGUUUAUCGAGCGACGAGUUUGCGCGCAUGGCUCUCAGUCCGCUGGCGAACCCGGACGACGACCCAGGCUAUGUAGAGUACAUAGAGUCGGUUGCACAGAUGUUCCAAGGACUAGAGAAGGGCCAAUAUCCGAGUCAUACUGAGGUCUUCCCUGAGGUGGUUCGGGAGAUUUGUGGACGAGAGCCCAUCUCGUUCAGGGUAUGGUUGACUCAGUCUCCAUUCCGUGUGAAGUUGGAGCCUUCUUGA